UCAAGUCCUGUAGAAUUGAAAUUUUUAACAAAUAUGUACAUGUAAUCUAACUUUAUCACUUGUACUUCUCGCUCUAAUUUCAGGUACAUGUAGUUGAUCACAAUAGACUUUUCAAUAGAUUUGGACGCAGCUGAUUAUGACUGACCAGGCAAGUGGAAACCUGAGUGAAGAUGGCCAAGAAAACCUGAUGAAAAAUCAUGCAUGGGGGUCAGACAGUACCGGGUACGAGUCGGCACAAACUACAGAUGACGCUGGAGAUGGUCAGCGGCACCGUUUAUUCAGCCGUACGAUGUCACAGGCAGAAUUUCUAUGCAGUGUGUGCUAUGAACUUAUGGUUGAUCCAACAACGUUGAACUGUGGACAUAGUUUUUGUCGUUCUUGUCUAGCUAGUUGGGUCCUGUCUUCAAAUACGUUCAACUGUCCGUCGUGUCGUCAGCCUUUCAAAGGGCAUCCGAAAGUCAACAUUUUAAUCAGGUCCACCAUAGAGAAAUUAUUUGGUGAUGCAAUAUCAGGCAGAGAGGCAAUUAUGCGCAAUGACAUACAGACACAGAAUCACAUCCAUGAAUUCGACAGAAAGAUUCAGAAGUCGAUGAACAAUAGUGAAGGAUUUUUGUACAGGAGAGCAAUCGGUCUGGGAUUCUGGAAAGGUGUUGGCUUUGCCAUCAUCAUCAUGUUGACAGGUUGGCUAGUGUGGUGCUGGAGGAGUACAGAUACAGAUAUGCUGGUACAUAAACCCAUCUACAAGUGGACGAGUUAUGAUGUGGAGCAGUGGUUAUUAGAGUUGGGGUCCUGGACAGAAGAGGAACUCAUUCCAAAGUUUAGAAACGAAAAGAUAGAUGGUCAUCUCUUACUAGCCAUAAAUGAAGAGGACCUGGCGACCCGAUUCAAUGUCACAAAUGCCCUUCAUCGCAGAGGCUUCAUGAUAACAUUAGAUACAAUGAAAGACCUUGGUGCAAAGGCUCCCAGCAAUUUGUGGGAAUAUAAGGCCCUCCACCAAGGCUGGUCACUGUUUCUUCUAUAUGCCCUCAAAGACUACCCCCGACUGGGGUUCCUUAUCAUCUACUUAUUUGACUAUCAAGAUACGUUUUUACCAUUCAUUCACUGCACGUCCCCAGUAGGUAAUAUGGAAAAUGUCAGUUUAUACCUGACGCAGUUCCCUGAUCCCACCAGCGAGCAGUGGAUAGACUUCCUCAGUAAGCUCCUUGUGCUGCCAUAUUGGUUGAUUGCAAAGUUUGCCUGCGAGUGGCUGGACAAGAAUUUCUGGGUAUCAAGAAUCGUGCUGAUCAACUGUGUUCUCCUAACCAUACUUGAGGCAAACAAAUUUAUUUCUUGGAAAGGAAACUGGAGGUACACGUCCAUACCAGACGUCAUCAAAGGAUAUUUCCGUGGGCUCCUCGGUUACAGUAUAUGGGUCAUUGUUUGGCCGCUAGUACCGUCUUUUGUCUGUGAUUUAUUCUUUUACGUGACAAUAUAUCUCAGCAUUUUCAGCCAUUCUGAAAAAGUGUGGCAAGCACUGAAAAGACACACCUCAAGAGGAGGGGCAGUAAUUUUAUAAGUUUUGCAAGAAUUCAUGUUUAUAGUCCAUGUUUCUUGGGCAAUAAUUUUGGUCACAACUGCAACAACUCUAAAAAACCUCUAGCAUGACUUGGAUGUUACAUAAAAUAAGUACCGGUAACCAAGAAAAGGAUAUUCUGCAACUGCUUAUUGUUUCUGUUGAUGAAAGUGAGAGCAUCACUUAUUUGUAUGUUCAGUUAACGUUCUUUUGAUUUCUAAUGAAAAUUUGGUGUGUCGAAAUGUUGCAAUAAUGUAAAUGGUGGUACCCUACUAUAGAUUUGUAAGCGACUUUAAACCGAUCCCAUCCCGAAACCAUGUUACAUACCAAAACGACAGGUUAGUUGAAUCAGUUUCAUUUGUUGUAAGUUAUUUUGAUUGGUUCCAAAACCUGGUAAAAAAGUGGUACAUAACUAUAGCAUAUCUCUGAUUGGAUGAAAAUGAUUAAGAAAAAUUACCCCCCCCCCCAAGAAAUUGAUAUCACUAUAUGAGAAAUAAUAAAAAAUGGAAAUCAGUGCCCUUGACCUCUCACUUUGAAUGUGGAUGUGAUUUUUCCUAUGUGUGUACCUUAUACUUCAGAGGUCUAUCUUAUCUACAUGUAGUGAAACACAAAGGCCUUAAUUUUGCUUCUGCUGAAAAAAGCCUUGUGGUUUGGCUGGUACGUCCAGCUUAUUACAUUUUCCAUUAAUUUUUCAUGAAAAAUCAUGAAUUUUCAUUAACUUUCUGAUUGGUCUUCCCAGCGAAUUAUUGAUGUAAUUAUAUUUAAUUGCUUACACUGAUAUUGAUGUAGUGGCUCACUGCAGCUGGUAUCAUCACAUAUCUGUCAACUUUUACUGUUCGAUGAUAGUAUUAAUUUUGUUCAAAAAUACAUAAAAAUAAACUACUUAUAUUUUCUCUGGAAAGUGCAUUGCAGUUUAGAACUUAUAAUUAUAUGUUAUACCUUUGAUUACUGAAAACACCAAGAAAACUAUUUUGGGGUGACAUUUGUUAGAUUUUACCAUUUGGUCUUUUGAGGGACCUGGGUCAAAUUUGAAACUUUUCUGACUCACCCUAUCUAGCAGAAACUACAUGUACACAGUACAUGUAACGAUGCAGUACGUGUUCUUAGAUUUUAUAAAAGAAAAAAUAACAUCUUGAUGCAAUACAACGGAUGUAUUUUAAUCAUAAGAGUAAUUUUUCUCUUGUAAUUGUAAAUGUAUUUUUAUCGGAGUAUUGUUCUUCUAUGUAAUUGGAACGUCUACUUAAAAAUGUAUCUUUUUUAUCAAGGUGUACAUCAUUCCAUUGUUGAGAUUGGCUAGCUCUUGUUACUACAUGUAAUUGAAGACAUCUUAGAAAUUUAUUUUUGAGUCUCAAAUAUUGAUCAUCAUUGAUAACUUCUGUUGUAAUUCUUUUCUUCAACAUUGCAGUAAUAAACCGCAGUAGAAAUACAAAAGGAAAUUCUACUUAUCUUCUGAUCUGAUAUGUUGUGCAAAUGAUUGUACUGUAUCACCUGUUAAGAAAUUAUUCUCAUUCUGUAAUUCUCCAUUGAAAAGAUGGUGUUGAUUGAAGCCUAAUUGUAAACUUUUUUAAUAAACAUUGGUUUGUU
Molecule: messenger RNA, 3136 nt
Organism: Lineus longissimus
Lineage: Eukaryota; Metazoa; Nemertea; Pilidiophora; Heteronemertea; Lineidae
Product: bifunctional apoptosis regulator-like
Exons: 7
Coding region: 137-1555 (472 amino acids)
Biological process (GO): proteasome-mediated ubiquitin-dependent protein catabolic process; protein ubiquitination
Molecular function (GO): protein binding; ubiquitin protein ligase activity
Source: RefSeq, a predicted model, not a curated record